CCAAUAUUUGAGAGAGUUCAAGCAAAAUCAUUGAAGCAAAAUCAUUGAAGCAAGUAUCAGUUUCACUGCAAAGGCUCCUUUUUUUGUGGCCAAAAUUAUCAAGUUUGGUCAAUUAAAAUGAAGUGUUUGAAGAAAUUUUUACAAGGAUUAUGACUCAUGAAACGGCAAAGGAGUCCUGGGAUAAACUCAAGGAGGAGUUCUAGGGAGAUACAAAGGCAAAGUAACUUCAGGUGGUAAGGUUCUCAGGAUGAAAGAAACAGAGACUGUGAAAGAUUUUUCUGACAAGGUGAUGAAUGUGGUGAAUCAGAUCAGAAUACUUGGUGAAGAGCUUACAGAGAAGAGGAUUGUAAAUAAGGUUCUUGUGAGUUUCCUAGAGAAAUUUGAGCAUAAAAUUUCUUCUUUGGAGGACUCAAAGGACAUGACACAGAUGACACUUUCCGAACUUGUGAAUGCACUUCAAGUUGUUGAACAAAGGAAAGCAAUAAGGGAAGAAGCAGAAGGUGUUGUUGAAGGUGCUUUAAUUGCAAAUGAAAGAAGAAAGGGUCAAUUCAAAGAAGAUGAUGAAGAGAAGCAAUUUCUUGAUUGAAGUGGAAAAGAGAAGAGAGAUUUUCAGAAGGGCCAACAAAGUAGCAAUUAUAGAGGCAAGAAAGAGCUUUAUCCUCCAUGUCCACACUGUGGAAAGAUGACUCAUUCAACAACUUACUGUUGCUUUAAGCCUGGUGUCAAAUGCAGGUCAUGUAAGCAAUUUGGCCAUGUUGAAAAGGUUUGCAAAGCUAAGGCAAAACAAUAUGAGAAAGCUCAAGUUGCUAAGAAUGUGGAUCAGGAGGUAGGAGAGUUGUUUUUGGUUGCUAUGGUUGAGAGCAAUUCAUCAACGUUUUUGGGUUCAAAUUCUUGGCUCAUUGAUAGUGGAUGUACCCAUCAUAUGACUUCAAAUUUGGCCAUUUUUAAGGCACUUGACAGAUCCUACUUUUCAAAGGUCAGACUUGGAAAUGGAGAACUUGUUGAGGUGAAAGGAAAAGGGACAGUUACUAUUAAUACACCAACUGGUAUUAGGUACAUUUGUGAUGUUUAUAUGUGCCUUGCUUGAGCCAAAAUUUGAUUAGUGUUGGUCAGUUAUUAGAGAAUGGUUAUUUAGUGCAUUUUCAUGAUGAACGUGUUGAUGGGGUUGAUAAACUUGGUGUAAAAUUAUUUACUGUUAGUACGAAUCAUAGAAAUUUUGUUGUUAUUUGGAACCAAACUAAAAUUAAAGCACAAACUACUGU
Rubroshorea leprosula is the source of this 1262-nucleotide messenger RNA. Lineage: Eukaryota; Viridiplantae; Streptophyta; Magnoliopsida; Malvales; Dipterocarpaceae. The record is from the annotation of a GenBank genome assembly.